Parnassius apollo (apollo) is the source of this 924-nucleotide messenger RNA. The record is from the annotation of a GenBank genome assembly. Lineage: Eukaryota; Metazoa; Arthropoda; Insecta; Lepidoptera; Papilionidae.
AUGAAAUUGAUUUCAGUUGAAAUAGUGAAAAUAGAAGUGCCAGAAAUAAUACAGUACGGUGUGCAAGACGCUGUGAUUCUAGACUGUGACUAUGCUUACGGUAACAACACAUCGGGACUGGUAGUGAAGUGGUUUUUCAGAAACAAAGCUAGACCUGUCUACCAAUGGAUCGUGUCGCAAAAGCCACAGGACAUGGGGAUAUUGAGAGGACGUGUUGACUUAGCCUACAGAGCAUCAAGCGAUCCAUUAAAAAUGUACAGAGCACUCCGCAUAGUGAAGCCCAACACCGACAUCUCUGGUGAUUAUACGUGUGUCGUUUCAACAUUCAUGGACGAGGAUUCAAGAACUAAGCAAAUGAUUGUUUUUGAUCGUUGGGCAGAAAAAAUCAGACGCAAUCGAAAUGAUAGCAGUUGGAAGCCCACUAAAAAUACAAAAAUUUGUUCUUUACAUUUUGAGGAUGAAGUAAAGUAUAUUACUAAAGGUGGCCUAUGUAGAUUACGCAAGGGUGCAGUUCCAACUAAGGAUCUACCCGUUUUUAGCACGGAAGAGAAGAGUGAUGAUUUAAGUCAAGAGCAAAAUCAACCUCAGCCGGAAGCCUCAGGUUGUGAGAUGGACAAAAAUGUUAAUCUAAGCGCUUCAAUGACACCUUUAUCUUCAGAACUAGAUUCUAUUUUCGAUUCACCUAAAAAGGCUUCACUACGGAGACAACUAAGAAAAAAGAUCUUGUUGCAACGAAAACACAGUAGAAAGAUUAAGACUCUGAAGCAAAAAAAUCGAAGCUUAAAGAAAAGAAAUGCCACUCUUAAAAAUAUUUUAGUAGAAUUACGGAAGAAAAGAUAUAUUAAUAAUGACAUAUCCAAUAUUUUGUCGGAAAAUGUAUUUGCAGCAGAUUUAUACAGUAGCUUAGCUAAAAAAAAUAUGUAA